This is a messenger RNA of Pungitius pungitius (ninespine stickleback), 3209 nucleotides long. RefSeq names its product family with sequence similarity 72 member A (gene fam72a). The coding region runs from base 397 to 846 and encodes 149 amino acids. The transcript has 4 exons. The record is from RefSeq and is a predicted model, not a curated record. Lineage: Eukaryota; Metazoa; Chordata; Actinopteri; Perciformes; Gasterosteidae. Gene Ontology annotation, cellular component: cytosol.
AAUACCAGGAAGUUGUAAACAAAGCUGACAGCAAUUUUGUCCGAAUGGAUGCUGAGCUAGUCGUGUAAAACAGGAUAGCUGUUUGCCGAUACCGCGUAUCUAUAAAUAAUACAGCUUGGACGUUUCUUUUCGUGUAUAAAUGCUUUUGUGGAAAUAGACGCAUUCCGUGCGUUUGUUCUACCAGGUGACAAUAGCGUUAGCCUUCCGUCAUUAGGAAAGGCUGCACAAGGACGUCAAUGUUAUGAACGGUAACGCCUGCGAAGUUAUCGAAGCGUAUUAUCCCGUAUUGAACGGAUAGCGAGCAGCAUCGGCACCGCGAUUCUUGAUUUCCUCCCCGCUGCAACGGCUUUUAACUGAAACCGAGCGAAAGAGUACGUCCACUGUAGCGGGACAACAAUGUCUACAUCUAACGCUAAUUUCAAAAACAAGUGUGUGACCCAGGUGAACUGCAUAUUUUGUGAAAGUCUGCUGUGCACGAGAGGCAUGAAAGCCGUGCUGCUGGCAGACACUGAGGUCGAGCUCUUUUCUACUGAUAUACCUCCCAAUAGAACUGUUGACUUUGUGGCCAGCUGCUACUCCACUGAAAGCUGCAAAUGCAAACUGAGAGACAUCGCAUGUCUCAAGUGUGGUAAUGUUGUGGGCUAUCACGUUGUGGCCCCCUGUAAACCCUGCCUGCUCUCCUGUAACAAUGGCCAUUUCUGGAUGUUCAACAGCGAGGCUGUGUCUACUCUCAACAGACUGGAUGUGACAGGUCUGAAUCUGCUCCUGUGGGGAGAUCUUCCCGAACUGGAUGACAGUGAGAAUGAAGACUCACAAAGCCCAUUAGGGGAGGAGUGUAUUAGGUAGGCGCUGAAAGGGGACAAUGUGAGAGCCCUGGAACGCCAUCGUUUGAUGUGGAGCUACAAAAGUGCACAGACCAGGUCGAUGAUGAGACGAGAGAGAAAAGACUUGUUUCAAGGGUAAUUUAAUGCUCAAUCAAAUAGGGAUGAAAUGUUCUGCUGUAUGGGUUAAUAACUGACACCACGGUGGCCAUCUGACCACACCACAAUCAGGGAGGCCACAGCAAGUGUUUUGCCUUUGACAGCCAAUGGAGAACAGCUGCUGUGACAUCACUUAAACAAAACACAAGUCAGCGAUUACAGAGGAAGGUGCAGCAAGAGUUGUUUGCUGGGUGUAUUUUUAGUGUUGAAUUCCACUCUAAACUGUGACCCUGCUUUGCACAUAUUUUCUCUUAUUCUUUUCUUUGCAAAUUCUCAUGGGUUAUUAUGAAAUGUGGGUUACUAACCAUUACGACGACUUAAUCUGGUGUAUUCUACAGCCUCGUGAGGGCCGUGGUAUGAGAAGUCAAUGGAACUUAUAAACGGAUGCUGCGCCGUUUCACUCUGUUCACGUCCGCUCCAAUUUUUCUGAUAAGAUGACCACGCUUUGCCUUUCUAAUGGCAGUUUUUGAUCUGUACAUUAAAUAUGCUGUAAUAGGCACAACUCCCAGAAGAGUUAUGACAUAUUCUCUCUGUGUGGGUGAGGGCUGCCAGAACCACCUAGUUUUGUACAAAUCUAUGUUCCCAUGCAACUAAACUGUCAAUUACAUUUCUAGUGAAACCUUUUCUUCCAGUAGCAAUUUUUAACCAUUUCGACGUUGUGGUUAAAAGCUACAAAACAAAUGGUUUAGUUUAUGGCAAAAAAAACUACUGGAUUACGUUUAGCAAAAAAAAAUUAAUACAAAAACAAAUGUUUAUAUUUGGAAAACCAGUACUUUCUCCGAUGUGACACUUAUUUGUGAAACAUCAGAGGCAAACUUAAUUCACAACAAAGCACGCUUCCUCAAAGCGAUAUUUUUUGUAGAAUGAGAACAUCUUAUUUAGGAGAGCGGACUGGGCUGGACCGCUCUGUUGGAGAGCUCUUUGAUUCCUGUGUCUUGGAGAAAUGGCACAAUGAGUGAAUGAUACUUGGAGAAAUGUGUGUGUGUUGCUUCUUAAAGGUAUAUUUGAUUUAGGUUACCUUACGAUCUGACAUUCUAUCAGUGAAACGUUUCAAUGUGCUAAUCCAGUGUUACACAGUUGAAUUAACACCCAGAUGAAUAUGUGACCGUAGCAGUAUCUUGAAGUUUAGUGUUCUUUGGUCUCAACUCAAGGAAUACGUUCCCAGUUCCGUGAUCAUAUUGCCGGUGAUCAUAUUGAUAACGAGGAUGGAGGAAAGCGAGAAUGGGAGCCAACAAACUUUAGCAAAACGUACGAGUUCCAAAUGGAUUCUGUUUUUGUUCCUGUUCAGUUUCGUGUAGCAGCUGAAGAGAAGACAUUGAAAAACAUUUCACAAUUUGAAGUAAUUUGUUGUGACGUUGAGCUGACCGUAAAACUCCGAGCCCUCAAUAUUCUUUUGGCCUUACGGAGCCUGACAAUGAACCUUUUUGUUGAGCCGUGGACUCGAGGCCGGUGCUGCGCGGUAGUUGGUCAGUCCUUCUCCUCAGUCCGGUGUGUCAGACACAUGCCUCCACAUCCUCCAGUCACGAGGGACUUGACUGGAACUCACUCCUGUUUUGUCAGUGGCCUCCUCCUGCUCCUGACGUUGUCUCACUGCGGUGCCCCGCGGAUGCUACGGCCUUGUCUUAAAGAGACAGUGCUCCUGCGAGCGGGGUGAGAUUUGCACACGUAGAAUGCCGCUUCUCACCUGCAGAAGGACGGAGGAGGUGGCCUCCGGUUGUGGGAAGGAGCACAAGGAAGACGAACGCUUCACUUCAUUCACGUUCAAAUGAUAACUGACAGUCUGCUACGCUUGCACGCCAAAUACUUUUACUAUGGUCAACCAUUAGGAACCAUUUUAUUAGCCAGAUAUUUAUUACAUCUACAAACCAAAUACCUGUGACCACAUACUUAAAGCUUUGUUUACAAAUGAAUUAGUUUGUAUUGUGCUACAAUACUCAUGGUUUUAUUCCGGUAUUGGACAUUUAAUUUGUGUAGUGCUUUUGUGUCGUAUGUUUGUAUGUGUACAGUUUUACCUCACGAAGGAAGUACUUGCGAGCUUCCUCUGGCUUGGACAAUUGUCACGAUAAUCAAACAAAAUCUAUUUAAAUGGCUGUUUCUGACGUGAAUAACUUUGAUUGACAUGCCCUGCUGAAAAAAUGUACAUUUUGGAAUUGCACUGAAACUGGUAGAAAAAUAAUAAUAAUUUGUUUUGUAUGUUUGUUAAAUUAAUAAACUUUCUUUUUCAAAAUA